Opisthorchis viverrini is the source of this 133-nucleotide messenger RNA. RefSeq lists its product as hypothetical. NCBI's taxonomy places the organism in Eukaryota, Metazoa, Platyhelminthes, Trematoda, Opisthorchiida, Opisthorchiidae. The transcript has a single exon. The annotation marks the transcript as partial. The record is from RefSeq and is a predicted model, not a curated record.
AUGGAACUGGCGAUCGGGCGAUAUCCGAUUCCCACAGUGGACGCCGUGGAUUUCGUGCGGACGUUUGCUCCCGAUUUGGAAUCAAAUAUGAUUGAACACUGGAGAGCGGCAAAAACGGGAGAACCACUUCAAG